Molecule: messenger RNA, 7416 nt
Organism: Bombina bombina (fire-bellied toad)
Lineage: Eukaryota; Metazoa; Chordata; Amphibia; Anura; Bombinatoridae
Gene: VAMP3
Product: vesicle associated membrane protein 3
Exons: 5
Coding region: 127-435 (102 amino acids)
Biological process (GO): vesicle fusion; vesicle-mediated transport; SNARE complex assembly
Cellular component (GO): plasma membrane; SNARE complex
Molecular function (GO): syntaxin-1 binding; SNAP receptor activity
Source: RefSeq, a predicted model, not a curated record
GACGUCAGCUAAAGCUUUCCCAAUCAGAAACUCAGAUUUCACUCGUAUUUUUGUCGGUGAUUCCUGACAGACUUCUCGGUCGGUUACCGCAAGCACAACGGAUACGUUUGUACCGGUUCAGCCAACAUGUCAACCCCAGGACCUGCAUCCCAAAGUGACCCCUCUAGUAAUCGCCGCCUUCAGCAGACACAGCAGCAAGUCAAUGAGGUGGUGGAUAUUAUGAGAGUUAAUGUGGAUAAAGUCUUGGAGAGAGACCAAAAAUUGUCUGAACUGGAUGAUCGUGCAGAUGCCUUACAAGCCGGGGCAUCUCAGUUUGAGACUAGUGCAGCAAAGCUCAAAAGAAAGUACUGGUGGAAAAACUGCAAGAUGUGGGCAAUAUUAAUAGCAGUAGUCGUUAUAAUCAUCAUUAUCAUUAUUGUGUGGAACGUGGCAUGAAGUUUGGACAUUGGUUUGGAUGCCAGCUGAAGCCUACAGUACCUGAAAUGAAUAAGAGCUUCAGUUCUGAUCACAACCCUGCUGUAUUCAAGAUUUUUUUUUUUUUUAUUAUUAUUAUUCUUGUAUAACUAAAGAAAAGUAAUUAUAAGUUUCUAGUUCAUAUUUGUAUGUUUAGAGUUCAAGUGCCUUUGUGAAUACAACUCCAAUUUUUAAAUGCUAGUAAGCACAGCCAGCACUUUGUACCGCACUGUCUUAAGAGAGCUUGAAUAACCACAUUUUCUCAAGUUGAGCUGUUAUCUGAUUUUGUGCAUUAUUUCUAUGACUACAUUUUUAAAGUGCAACCGAAGAGUCUAGUAAUUAAGAACAUUAUGUGAUUACUGUACUUGGAUUACAAAUUGUAAAACAAAAGCAACAACCUGGUGAAAAAGAAUGCUGCAAAAUGUGUCAACUAAUUCAAUAGAUCAAACUUAAAAGAAAUGAAUUACAGUUCAGAUGCAAACGUAGCUGUUUAUAAUAUGUGCAGAAAAUUAAAAAUUCAAAGAUAACCGACCACUACUGUGACUAAUUCUAGGCAAAUUGCUGUAGUUUAAAUCUGUAUAUAGCUUGUAACGCAAAUAGAAUAUUCCACUUUCUGCAACGGACAUGAAACCCAAAAUUUUCAUGAUUCUGAGAGAGCAUACAAUUUAAAAAAAUAUAUAUAUUUCUCUUGUAAGGUGUAUCCAGUCCACGGAUCAUCCAUUACUUGUGGGAUAUUCUCAUUCUCAACAGGAAGUUGCAAGAGGACACCCACAGCAGAGCUGUAAUAUAGCUCCUCCCCUAACUGUCAUAGCCAGUCAUUCUCUUGCAACUCUCAACAAGCUAGGACGUUGUAGGAGAGAGUGGUUAAAUAUAGCUAGUUUAUUUUCUUCAAUCAAAAGUUUGUUAUUUUUAAAUAGUACCGGAGUUGUGCUAUUUUAUCUCAGGCAGUAAAUAGAAGAAGAAUCUGCCUGAGGUUUCUAUGAUCUUAGCAGGUUGUAACUAAGAUCCAUUGCUAUUCUCACAUAUGUCUGAGGGGAUUACACAGAUGAGGUAACUUCAGCGAGAGAAUGGCGUGCAGUUUAUUCUGCUGUCAGGUAUGUGCAGUUAUAAUUUUUUCUAGAGAUGGAAAACACUAGAAAAUGCUGCUGAUACCGGAUUAAUGUAAGUUAAGCCUGAAUACAGUGAUUUAAUAACGACUGGUAUCAUGCUUACUCCCAGGGGUAAUACCCUUAUGAUAUUUACAAUAUAAAAUGUUUGCUGGCAUGUUUAAUCAUUUUUAUAUAUGCUUUGGUGAUAAAACUUUAUUGGGGCCUAGUUUUUUCCACAUGGCUGGCUUAAAUUUUGACUAGAAACAAUUUCCACUGUUGUAGUAUAAAAGUUACAGUUGGUGCAGUUAAAAUUACAAACUGUGACAUCCAGCUUCCCUCAAAGGCCCUCUCUAAAGGGCCCAAAGGCUUUCCAAAGUCGUUUAUUGGGGAAGGUAGGGCCACAGCUUGCUGUGGCAGUUGGUUGUGACUGUUAAAAAAACGUCUAUUUCGUUUUUUUGAUCCGUGUUUUUUUUAACUAAGGGGUUAAUCAUCCAUUUGCAAGUGGGUGCAAUGCUCUGUUAGCCUAUUAUACACACUGUAAAAAUUUUGUUUGAUUUACUGCAUUUUUUCACUGUUUUUCAAAUUCUGACAAUUUGUUUCUCUUAAAGGCACAGUACCGUUUUUUAUAUUUGCUUGUUAACUUGAUUUAAAGUGUUUUCCAAGCUUGCUAGUCUCAUUGCUAUUCUGUAUAAACAUGUCUGACAUAGAAGAAACUCCUUGUUUAUUAUGUUUAAAAGCCAUGGUGGAACCCCCUCUUAGAAUGUGUACCAAAUGUACUGAUUUCAUUUUAUGCAAUAAAGAUCAUUUUCUGUCUUUAAAAAAAUGUAUUAUCAGAGGAAUCUGACGAGAGGGAAGUUAUGCCGACUAACUUUCCCCACGUGUCAGACCCUUUGACUCCCGCUUAAGGGACUCACGCUCAAAUGGCGCCAAGUACAUCUAGGGCGCCCAUAGCGUUUACUUUACAAGACAUGGCGGCAGUCAUGGAUAAUACACUGUCAGCGGUAUUAGCCAGCCUACCUGAACUUAGAGGUAAGUGAGAUAGCUCUGGGGUGAGACAAAAUGCAGAGCAUACUGACGCUUUAAGAACCAUGGCUGAUACUGCCUCACAAUAUGCAGAAGCUGAGGAAAGAGAGCUUCAGUCAGUGGGUGAUGUUAAUGACUCAGGAAAGAUACCUGAUUCUAAUAUUUCUACAUUUAAAUUUAAGCUUGAACACCUCUGCGUGUUGCUUAGGGAGGUUUUAGCUGCUCUGAAUGACUGUGAUACCAUUGCAGUGCCAGAGAAAUUGUGUUGACUGGAUAAAUACUUUGCAGUGCCGGUGUGUACUGAUGUCUUUCCAAAUACCUAAAAGGAUUACAGAAAUUAUUAAGGAAUGGGAUAGACCAGGUGUGCCGUUCUCUUCCCCUCCUAUUUUUAGAAAAAUGUUUCCAAUAGACGCCACCACAUGGGACUUAUGGCAGACAGUCCCUAAGGUGGAGGGAGCAGUUUCUACUCUAGUAAAGCGUACUACUAUCCCUGUCGAGGACAGUUGUGUGUUUUUUUUUUUUUUUUUGUUUGUUUUUUUAGAUCCAAUGGACAAAAAAUUAGAGGUUACCUUAAGAAAAUAUUUAUUCAACAAGGUUUUAUCCUACAGCCCCUUGCAUGCAUUGCCCCUGUCACUGCUGCUGCGGCGUACUGGUUUGAGUCUCUGGAAGAGGCUUUACAGGUAGCGACUCCAUUGGAUGACAUACUUGGCAAACUUAGAGCACUGAAGCUAGCCAAUUCUUUUAUUCUGAUGCCAUUGUUCAUUUGACUAAACUAACGGCUAAGAAUUCUGGUUUUGCUAUACAGGCGCGCAGAGCGCUAUGGCUUAGAUCAUGGUCAGCUGACGUGACUUCAAAAUCUAAGCUACUUAACAAUCCCUUCAAGGGGCAGACCCUAUUCGGGCCUGGUUGAAGGAGAUUAUUGCUGAUAUCACUGGAGGAAAAGGUCAUGCCCUUCCUCAGGACAGGUCCAAAUCUAGGGCGAAACAGUCUAAUUUUCGUGCCUUUCAAAACUUCAAGGCAGGUGCGGCAUCAACUUCCUCUAAUAAUAAACAAGAGGGAACUUUUGCUCAAUCCAAGACGGUCUGGAGACCAAACCUGACAUGGAAAAAAGGUAAGCAGGUAAAAAAGCCUGCUGCUGCCUCUAAGACAGCAUGAAGGAACGGCCCCCUAUCCGGGAACAGAUCUAGUAGGGGGCAGACUUUCACUCUUUGCCCAGGCGUGGGCAAGAGAUGUUCAGGAUCCCUGGGCGUUGGAAAUUUUAUCCCAGGGAUAUCUUCUGGACUUCAAAGCUUCCCCCCCCCCCCCCCCAAAAGGGAGAUUUCACCUUUCACAAUUAUCUGCACACCAGAUAAAGAGAGAGGCAUUCUUACACUGUGUACGAGUCCUCCUAGUUAUGGGAGUGAUCCAUCCAGUUCCAAAGGAGGGACAGGGUUUUUACUCAAAUCUGUUUGUGGUUCCCAAAAAAGAGGGAACCUUCAGACCAAUUUUGGAUCUAAAGAUCUUAAACAAAUUCCUCAAAGUUCCGUCGUUCAAGAUGGAAACUAUUCGUACCAUCCUACCACCGAUCCAGGAGGGUCAAUAUAUGACUACAGUGGAUCUAAAGGAUGCUUAUCUUCACAUUCCGAUACACAAAGAUCAUCAUCGGUUUCUCAGGUUUGCCUUUUAAGACAGGCAUUACCAGUUGUAGCUCUUCCCUUGGGAUUAGCUACAGCCCCAAGAAUCUUUACAAAGGUUCUAGGGUCACUUAUGGCGGUCCUAAGGCCGCGGGGCAUAGCAGUAGCCCCUUAUUUAGACGACAUCCUGAUACAGGCGUCAAACUUCCAAAUUGCCAAGUCUCAUACGGACGUAGUACUGGCAUUUCUGUGGUUGCAUGGGUGGAAAGUGAACGAGGAAAAGAGUUCUCUAUCCCCACUCACAAGAGUUUCCUUUCUAGGGACUCUGAUAGAUUCUGUAGAAAUGAAAAUUCACCUGACUGAGUCCAGGUUAUCAAAGCUUCUAAAUUCCUGCCGGGUUCUUCAUUCCAUUCCGCGCCCUUCGGUGGUUCAGUGUAUGGAAGUAAUUGUCUUAAUGGUAGCGGCAAUGGACAUAGUGCCGUUUGCACGCUUACAUCUCAGACCGCUGCAACUAUGCAUGCUCAGUCAGUGGAGCGGGGAUUACACAGAUUUGUCCCCUCAACUGAAUCUGGACCAAGAGACCAGGGAUUCUCUCUCUUCUCUCGUGGCUAUCUCGGGUCCAUCUGUCCAAAGGUAUGACCUUUCGCAGGCCAGAUUGGACAAUUGUUACGACAGAUGCCAGCCUUCUAGGUUGGGGUGCAGUCUGGAACUCCCUGAAGGCUCAGGGAUCGUGGACUCAGGAGGAGUCUCUCCUUCCAUUAAAUAUUCUGGAACUAAGAGCGAUAUUUAAGGCUCUUCAGGCUUGGCCUCAGUUAGCAACUCUGAGGUACAUCAGAUUUCAGUCGGACAACAUCACGACUGUAGCUUACAUCAACCAUCAAGGGGGAACGAGAAGUUCCCUAGAGAUGUUAGAAGUUUCAAAAAUAAUUCGCUGGGCAGAGAUUCACUCUUGUCACCUAUCAGCUAUCCAUAUCCCAGGUGUAGAGCACUGGGAGGCGGAUUUUCUAAGUCGUCAGACUUUUCAUCCGGGAGAGUGGGAACUCCAUCCGGAGGCAUUUGCACAACUGAUUCAUCGUUGGGGCAAACCAGAACUGGAUCUCAUGGCGUCUCGCCAGAACGCCAAGCUUCCGUGUUACGGAUCCAGGUCCAGGGAUCCCAAGGCGAGACUGAUAGAUGCCCUAGCAGUGCCCUGGUCUUUCAACCUGGCUUCUGUUUUUCCACCGUUUCCUCUGCUCCCUCGACUGAUUGCCAAGAUCAAGCAGGAGAGAGCAUCGGUGAUUCUGAUAGCACCUGCGUGGCCACGCAGGACCUGGUAUGCAGAUCUAGUAGACAUGUCAUCCUUUCCACCAUGGUCUCUGCCUCUGAAACAGGACCUUCUACUUCAGGGUCCUUUCAACCAUCCAAAUCUAAUUUCUCUCAGGCUGACUGCCUGGAGAUUGAACGCUUGAUUUUAUCAAAGCGUGGCUUCUCCGAGUCAGUUAUUGAUACCUUAAUACAGGCACGAAAGCCUGUCACCAGGAAAAUUUACCAUAAGGUAUGGCGUAGAUAUCUUUAUUGGUGUGAAUCCAAGGGUUACUCAUGGAGUAAGGUCAGGAUUGCUAGAAUAUUAUCUUUUCUCCAAGAAGGUUUGGAAAAAGAAUUGUCAGCUAGUUAAGCGUCUGGCAGAUGUUCCAGACGUUCAGGCAUUUUGUCAGGCUUUAGUUAGAAUCAAGCCUGUGUUUAAACCUGUUGCUCCACCAUGGAGCUUAAACUUGGUUCUUAAGGUUCUUCAAGGAGUUCCGUUUGAACCUCUUCAUUCCAUAGAUAUCAAGCUUUUAUCUUGGAAAGUUCUUUUUUUUGGUAGCUAUUUCCUCGGCUCGUAGAGUCUCUGAGCUAUCUGCCUUACAAUGUGAUUCUCCUUAUCUGAUUUUUCAUACGGAUAAGGUAGUCCUGGGUUCUUACCUAAGGUGGUAUCUAACAAGAAUAUCAAUCGAGAUUGUUGUUCCAUCCUUGUGUUACACAAUUUGGACGUGGUCCGUGCUUUAAAGUUUUACUUACAAGCUACUAAAGAUUUUCGUCAAACAUCUGCUUUGUUUGUUGUCUACUCUGGACAGAGGAGAGGUCAAAAGGCUUCGGCAACCUUUUUCUUUUUGACUAAGAAGCUUAAUCCGCUUAGCCUAUGAGACUGCUGGACAGCAACCUCCUGAAAGGAUUACAGCUCAUUCCACUAGAGCUGUGGCUUCCACUUGGGCCUUUAAAAAUGAGGCUUCUUUUGAUCAGCUUUGCAAGGCGACGACUUGGUCUUCGCUUCAUAUUUUUUCAAAAUUUUACAAAUUUGAUACUUUUGCUUCUUCGGAGGCUAUAUUUGGGAGAGAGGUUUUACGGGCAGUGGUUCCUUCCAUUUAAGUUACUGCCUUGUCCCUCCCUUCAUCCGUGUACUUUAGCUUUGGUAUUGGUAUCCCACAAGUAAUGGAUGAUCCGUGGACUGGAUACACCUUACAAGAGAAAACACAAUUUAUGCUUACCUGAUAAAUUUAUUUCUCUUGUGGUGUAUCCAGUCCACAGCCCGCCCUGUCAUUUUAAGGCAGGUAAUUUUUAAAUUUAAACUACAGUAACCACUGCACCCUAUGGUUCCUCCUUUCUCGGCUAGUUUCGGUCGAAUGACUGGAUAUGGCAGUUAGGGGAGGAGCUAUAUUACAGCUCUGCUGUGGGUGUCCUCUUGCAACUUCCUGUUGGGAAUGAGAAUAUCCCACAAGUAAUGGAUGAUCCGUGGACUGGAUACACCACAAGAGAAAUAAAUUUAUCAGGUAAGCAUAAAUUGUGUUAUAAAUACAUUUUUGUUAUGGUAUUCUUUGGUUAAGAGAUACCUAGGUAGGUAGUAUGCAUGUCUGGAGCAUUAUAUGGCAGGAAAAGGUGCUUCCAUCUACUGCUCUUACAAAUGUUUAAUCUUAAACAUAUAGUGCUGCAGACACGUGCACGCUCCUGAAUUUACCUUCCUGCUUUUCAACAAAAGAUGCAGGGAGGAUGAAGAAAAUGUGAUAAUAGAAGUAAAUUAGAAAUUGGUUUAAAGUCUAUGCUCUGUCUGAAUCACGAUAGAAACAUUUGGGGUUUUACAGGGUUCUUUUUUUAUAUUUCUUUUUGCAUGAAUAUUGAGGAAGUGUGUUGUGUAACAUGUCUCCAAGCUUCCUUUUGCCAGCAUUAAAAUGUUACUGUUAGCUACUUAAAGUGACAAAAUGUUAAUAAAUUGCCGUGUAUCAUUA